Molecule: messenger RNA, 912 nt
Organism: Emys orbicularis (European pond turtle)
Lineage: Eukaryota; Metazoa; Chordata; Testudines; Emydidae
Gene: TAF8
Product: TATA-box binding protein associated factor 8
Exons: 8
Coding region: 1-912 (303 amino acids)
Biological process (GO): transcription initiation at RNA polymerase II promoter
Cellular component (GO): transcription factor TFIID complex
Molecular function (GO): protein heterodimerization activity
Source: RefSeq, a predicted model, not a curated record
AUGGCGGACACGGUGUCCAGCGGCUCGGGCACGAGAUCAGGAAGCAAACACUCAACAACCCCGGCAGAUAACUAUUACUUGGCUCGGAGAAGGACUCUGCAGGUUGUGGUCAGCUCCUUGCUGACAGAGGCUGGGUUUGAGAGUGCCGAAAAGGCAGCAGUGGAAACCCUGACGGAGAUGUUACAGAGCUAUGUGUCAGAAAUCGGAAGGAGUGCCAAGUCCUACUGUGAGCACACAGCAAGAACUCAGCCAACCCUUUCGGAUAUUGUUGUUACCUUAGUCGAAAUGGGGUUCAAUGUAGAAACUCUCCCUGCAUAUGCCAAGCGCUCCCAGCGGAUGGUCAUCACUGCACCGCCUGUAACAAAUCAGCCCGUGACUCCCAAAGCUCUGACGGCUGGACAGAACAAACCCCAUCCAUCCCACAUCCCUGGCCAUUUUCCUGAGUUCCCGGAUCCUCACACCUACAUCAAAACUCCGACGUACCGGGAGCCAGUUUCAGAUUACCAGAUACUACGGGAAAAAGCAGCGUCGCAGAGGCGUGAUGUGGAAAGAGCUCUGACUCGCUUCAUGGCAAAGACGGGAGAGACGCAGAGUCUCUUCAAGGAUGAUGUCAGCACGUUCCCAUUGAUUGCUGCCAGGCCUUUCACAAUACCAUACCUGACUGCACUUCUCCCCUCUGAGCUGGAGAUGCAGCAGAUGGAGGAAACAGAUUCAUCCGAGCAAGAUGACCAGACGGACACGGAAAACCUACCCCUCCACAUGAGCACGGAUGAUUCGGGAGCUGAGAAAGAGAAUGCUUCAGUGCUACAGCAAAACGCAUCCCUGUCCGGCAGCCGCAAUGGAGAGGAGAGCCUAAUAGACAAUCCCUACCUCCGGCCAGUGAAAAAACCCAAGAUCCGCAGGAAGAAGUGA